GUGCCCACGCUAGCUCGGUUUACUGCCAAACCCUCGAUGGACUGUUUUGGAUGCCAGCUCAGUUUUUGAUCGAGCGUUCCAUCGAUAAAGGACUUCUGUAGCUGAAACUAGUUACUCUUCUACGCGGCUACUUCAACCGGUGUACGAAUUCCACCUCAGUCGAUGCCCUAACCAGCGAAAGAUUGCUACUAAGAAAUUGUAACAUUACGAAGUUUGUUUGAUACAGCGUAGCUGGGCUCAAAUCGGUGAAGAGUUUUCACCAUGGAGACGAGUAGAAUUGGAUUACCCCACGGUGAAAUGAGCAAAGAUGAGCAGACUGCAAUGUGGCAUCACCAGUAUCAUGAUUCUGGUAUUAUGUCAGGCGCUACAACUACAGCACAUUCAAUCAAGGGUGAUGAUGAUGAUGACUACAUGAAAACACACAUGGCAUUUGAGUGGGAGCAGCCCGGAUUUUCCGAGCAGGAGAUGCACGCUAUGAAUCAGCAAUUUGUCUCAACUAGGAGACAAGGCUUGCUCUCCAUCUUUAAAUCUGGUGGCAUCCCAGCUCUAGUCAGGUUGCUUGGGUCCCCUGUGGAAGCAGUAGUUUUCUAUGCCAUCACUACCCUGCACAAUCUUCUGCUCCACCAAGAAGGUGCCAAGAUGGCUGUUAGACUGGCAGGAGGUUUGCAGAAGAUGGUGGCCCUCCUAGGGCGUUCCAAUGUCAAGUUCCUGGCGAUUGUUACAGAUUGCCUUCAUGUGCUGGCUUAUGGUAACAAAGAAAGCAAGUUGAUCAUCCUAGCAUCAGGAGGCCCUGCUGAGCUGGUGCGCAUCAUGAGAAGUUAUACAUAUGAGAAGCUUCUCUUUACCACUAGCCGUGUGCUGAAAGUUCUCUCUGUGGACACUGACAACAAGCAAGCGAUUGUGGAGGCUGGAGGUAUGCAAGCACUGGCUAUGCAUCUUGGUCACCAGAGCAACAGACUUGUUCAGAACUGCCUCUGGACUCUGCGCAAUCUGUCAGAUGCUGCAACCAAGGAGGAUGGUCUUGACAACUUGCUGCAGAUGUUGGUGCAGCUGCUGUCAUCCAAUGAUAUUCAAGUUGUGACAUGUGCGGCAGGUGUCUUGUCAAACCUGACAUGUAACAACCCCAACAACAAACAACUUGUUUACAGGUUUGGUGGCAUAGAGGCACUGGUGAGGACAUGUAUGCAGGCAGGAGACAGGGAAGAGAUCACUGAGCCAGCGUGCUGUGCCUUGCGCCACUUGACGAGUCGACAUGAAGAUGCUGAGAAAGCCCAAAAUGCAGUGCGAGUUCACUUUGGCCUGCCAGUCUUGGUGAAACUUCUGUAUCCACCCUCUCGCUGGCCACUUAUCAAAGCAAUUGUUGGUCUCAUGCGUAAUCUGGCAUUAUGCCCCCUUAAUCACACACCAAUCCGUGAGCAUGGAGGUCUGCCUCAGCUCGUUCAACUGAUGAUGAGAGCCCAUCAGGAUAUGCAGAGGAGACCAGGACAGAGUGUGGUAAUUGACAGUGUAAGAAUGGAGGACAUUGUUGAUGGCUGUGUUGGUGCCCUGCAUAUUUUGGCCAGAGAGGCACACAACAGAGCUGUCAUAAGAAGUCUCAACUGCAUUCCUCUUUUUGUGCAGCUCCUCUAUUGCCCAAUUGAGAACAUUCAGCGUGUUGCGGCUGGAGUACUCUGUGAACUUGCACAAGACAAGGAAGGUGCUGAGGCUAUUGAGGCUGAAAAUGCAACAGCACCCUUAACUGACCUGUUACACUCCAGAAACGAGGGCAUCGCUGCUUAUGCUGCUGCUGUACUCUUCCGCAUGUCUGAGGAUAAGUCGCAAGAUUACAAGAAGAGAUUAUCAGUUGAACUGACUAGUUCUCUUUUCCGGGAUGAUGCUCCCUGGCCUGAGCCAAUGGAUGGAGACUUCCCAGACCCAAACUACAACAUGCCACCAGGAGGGUAUGGUUACCCCCAUGACGGGUUUGAUUACAACCAGCCCAUGGACUAUUCUCACGAACCUGGUUCUGGGUAUGAUUUCCACCAUGGUGAUCCAUCCAUGCAACCUCUUGCUCACCCUGGAGGGCCACCUCCUCGAGGCGGCACGUGGUAUGACACUGACUUGUAAGAAGACUGGUUUGAUGACUUGAAUUUCAACCUUGUGCAAUAGGUUGUGAACUUUUUAUCUUAGACAGCUGUGGUUCCCAUGCUUUUUCUUUGGACGCAACCCUGCUGCCCAUUUGUAGGGCAGCUCAUAUUAUAGUUUGGGUACAACGAAGUCCAAUGCAACUGUUGUCCAAAGGCAACAAUCAGCUACCACUUAUAGUGUCGUGUAUUGUGUUAGUUAUAGUCAUGUAAGCUUGCUGUUUAUAGUAGAGCCAUUUCAGUUUUGCUUUUUUGUUCUUUGCUAACUAACAUAAGGUUGGAAAAUUUUUUGAGUGAUGCUUUAUAAAAGAAAACAAUAGCAACAACAACAACAACAACAACGAUCCCUUGGUUGAAGUGUUUGCUAGAGCAUUUGUCACUUGAAUUUCUAGUCUAAACAGCAGCAUUUAGAAAGUCGUGGCUGACAAGUUUUUUGUGUAGUUUACUUUCGUUUGCUAACCAAAUACAUUUUCAAGAUGUAUUAUUUUUAUGCAGUUUCUAAUGUUAAGCUUGUUUGCACAAAAUGGGAAUUUUUUUCUUCUUACUUGUCUUUUAUUAAACUUCUUUUUGAACCUACAAAGUGCAAAGGAUUUGGCACUUUGUUAGUUUUUCUUUCAAGCUGAGGGCUUCAGAUAAAGAAACACCACUCUAGCUGUUCUGAGAACUGGAAAUUCAGUUCACACAGAUUAAUUAAAGGGGCACCUAUCCUGCUUCACCUGUCGUAUUUUAUUUCUUACAGCUAUUUGAUGGGAAUGGCAAUUCUUUGUCAUCAUAACCUUUUUUUCGAUUUCAACCUGAUUCCUUUAGUGAUACGUCGCUUGUGUAUACAGAAAAUUGAGUAGAGCACCUCGGGGUUGCCGUCAUUAAGUAAAAAUAAUGAAUCCUGAUUAACAAUUACUCUGAUAAAUCAAUGAUUGUUUUGCUGACAAAACAUAUAAUAUGUCUUGGCUGGUUUCUGAAAGUGAAAUAUUAUCUGUCUUUUGUUCUUUCUAUUUCUAUUCAUGAAUUUAUUUAUAUUUUGAUCAGAAAAGCUGACUCUCACUUUGCUUUCAUUAUUUUCUCCACUUUCCUCACACAAAUGUACAAUAAAAACUAGGUUUUUUUUCUUGCGCUUUGAAAUAUUGUAUUUGUAUAGAUUGUUAUGCGGCUGAGGGCUGUUGCAGUGAAUUAAUUUUAGCCAUUUUUAGUCUCACUAGGCAGUCUUGCCUAGAUCGGUAUUAAGAUGAUUGAAAUGAGAGGAAAUGAACAGUGAUUGAUCUGCUAUGUGCAAUUAAAUUUUCUAAUCAUGUACAAA
Pocillopora damicornis (cauliflower coral) is the source of this 3417-nucleotide messenger RNA. RefSeq names its product catenin beta. Gene Ontology annotation, biological process: cell adhesion. The record is from RefSeq and is a predicted model, not a curated record. NCBI's taxonomy places the organism in Eukaryota, Metazoa, Cnidaria, Anthozoa, Scleractinia, Pocilloporidae. Gene Ontology annotation, molecular function: cadherin binding.